UGUUGACAAAAUAUGGGUCAGUGUACGAAAAUGGCUGCGUCCUUGUCAUAUCGAUGGUGUAUCAAUCAGUUAAGACUAACUAAUUCUUUAUUAUGUUCUAAUUCACGAUUAUUUUCUGUUAAAAAUGAUGGAUCGCAUAGUUCCAAUAAGCUAGAUACAGAAGAAACUGUAAAAACCACAAAAUCGGACUGUAGUAACGAAGCUUCAAUAGAAAAUCAAUCACCCGUUACACCGAGUUCAAAAAACUUUAAAAAGUUCGCUGCCAGCAGUGCUAGUGCAUCGGAACAGGCUCUGGAUAAAUUUGCUAAAGUUAUAGAAAAAGUAAAGGCGGCACAGGAAAAUGCUAAGCAAAAGGUUGAACCCAGUACUCCAACUGUUGAUCCAAAUGAAUCUUUUGCCUCAAUGCUUAGAAAAUCACAUUUUGUAUCACUUGGCGAUGUUGCAGGCAGACUUGUGGAAGGCAAAAUUUUUGAAGUAAUGGGAGAUGAUUUAUACAUAGAUUUUGGUGGAAAGUUUCAUUGCGUAUGUCCUAGACCCAAAAAUAAUGGCAAUCUGUAUCGCAGAGGAACCAAAGUUUUACUCAGUCUUCAAUGUCUUGAGAUGAGCUCAGCAUUUUUGGGAUCAGACGUUCAUGUUACACUUCUGGAAGCAGACGCCACACUUUUGGGACUCAGCAAAAAAAGCAGGUUGACAAGUCCAUCCCAGCCUUUGUAAACAAUCUUCUAUAUUUCUGAUACUGUAUUGUAAUGUUAGUGUAGCAUCAUUCAGAAUUACUGUUGGUGGAAAUUACUUUUUACAUUUCUAUUGCUCUUUAAAUUAAAAAUUAAAUUAAGUACACAGAGUU
Messenger RNA from Biomphalaria glabrata, 844 nucleotides. RefSeq names its product 28S ribosomal protein S28, mitochondrial-like. Bases 13 to 714 code for a protein of 233 amino acids. NCBI's taxonomy places the organism in Eukaryota, Metazoa, Mollusca, Gastropoda, Planorbidae. The transcript is spliced from 3 exons. The record is from RefSeq and is a predicted model, not a curated record. Gene Ontology annotation, cellular component: mitochondrial small ribosomal subunit.